AGUUGCCCUGUGACCUUCGUCGAGUGAGGUGGCACUCUUCAGCGCUGCAGUCAACAUGCAAAUCGUCGUCGCAGCCUUCCUGUUGGCGGCGCUGUCUGCCGGGGACGCUCUCAAGGGCCGCGACACGCCCCAGCAGGAGUCCCCAGCAGGAGACGAGCAGGUGGCUGUCCGUCUCCCCCAGGGCACCAUCCUCACCAGGAGGCUCGAGGCAAGGGAUGGCAGCCCUUACUAUCCUCUGAUGGGGGUUCCUUACGCCAAGGCUCCUGUGGGGAGACUGAGGUUCAAGGAUCCUGUGCGAGCGGAGUCCUGGACAGAGCCAAGGAAAGGGACAGUGCCUCCGCCAAGGUGUCCACAGGUCAACUUAGAGGCGUUAUAUGAAGGUCGAACUCAGAUUGAUGGAGAAGAAGACUGUCUCUAUCUCAAUGUCUUUACGCCACAGCUCGACAGUGACGCCCUCCUCCCGGUGAUCGUGGCCUUCCACAGCGGCGCCUUCGAACUCGGAGGCACCGACGAGCACCAACCUCUCCCUCUGGUGACCAAGGGCAUUGUGUUGGUGAGCGUGGCUUACCGUCUGGACGCUUUGGGAUUCCUCUCCAGUGAAGAUGCUGCAUUGCCCGGGAACCUAGGAUUAAAGGACCAAGUGAUGGGACUCCGAUGGGUACAGGACAACAUCAGGAACCUUGGCGGAGACCCGGACAAGGUCACCAUUCUGGGGGUCAGCGCUGGGGCCGCCUCCGUCCACUAUCAUAUGCUUUCGCCCAUGUCCUCAGGUCUGUUCCACCGCGCGGUCCUUCAGAGCGGCUCGUCCUUGUGUCCGUGGGCGUUCAGAGAAGACCACCGCCGCGUCUUUCUCGCCUACGCCCAUUCCCUCGGCUGCAUCUCGAAGUCGAAGUCAGGGUCUCAGAGCCGCGCGGAGCCUUCGGACACCGAGAGCGAAGCCGUGGUCGAGUGCCUUCGUCAGGUUCCCUUGGAUCAGCUGUUGCCUCUGUUGCCGCAGUUCCAGGUGUGGCAUGGAGGACCUCGCCUCAUGACCCCACGUGUCGACGGCGAGUUCCUGCAGGACCACCCCGCCACACUCCUCAGGGAAGGUCGUUUUAACAAGGUCAGCCUCAUCUCCGGCGUGACCACAGGCGAGGCCGGGCUGUACACUAAAGGGAUCUGGCUCGACAAGGAAGCUCUGGCAGCCCUGAAGACCAACUUCGACGUGGCCGGCCCUGUCCCCGUAGGUUUCCACGUGUGGGAGGAAGACCCCGCCUACCUCGCCCGCCGCGCCUUCUACAGGUACAUGGACAGCACUGAGCUCAACGACAACACGCUGGAAGACUUCCAGAGGCUGCUGACAGACAGACACCAUUCGCAAUGCCACGAGGACACGGCAUUCUUCCACGCGAAAUCAGGAUCCAAGGUUUUCCUCUACCAACUGCAGCACCGCGGCCAGUUCAGCUUCAGUGAUGUAUUCAACAUAUCAAUUGGACCUGGCUGGGUUGGUCACAUGGAUGACAUUCAGUACCUUUUCUACAACACGACCGACUUCCAGCCUCUGCAACGCGACGCAGAUGUGUUCGUCAGUAGAAUCAUGGCGACUCUGUGGGCCAACUUCGCCAAAACAGGGCACCCAACACCCGACCAGUCUCUAGGCUUCAGAUGGUCACCAGCCUCAGAGUCCGACCUUCGACACUUGGCCAUCAACACGACCCCCAAGAUGAUUAAGAGUCCCUUCAUUCUGAAGCGAGAGUUCUGGAAGAACCUACCCAUCAAGAACAACAAGCUCCUCUACCCUGAGCUCUUCCAGGCUUGCUCGGAACGCUCUCCCAGCCAGUGGCUCUGGACCACCGCCCCAGGCUGUGAAGCACCUAGGGACUGAGUAUCAAGCAAAUAUGCAAGUCAAAGCUUAAUAGAUUGGUUGAUUAUUUCCCUGCCAUGCUGAAAUGACUAUCCUCUCUCCCCAGAACUACACAAAGACAGGUCCAGACUGUAUCCAACUCCGGAACUAUCGGCUUCAGUGUAACCAAAAGAUCCACCACCAUUUAGGGUGAAAUAUAUGAUAGAUUUUUUUUCUCCAGUUUCAUCACACUCAACUUUGGAUGUGUUCAAAGGAUUUAAAUAGAACUGAUAAUGAAAAAUAUUUAUUUAUGGACCUAAAUGACAGUAAUCCAUUAUUUUCAUAUACACAUGAAAAACAUAAGUACACCAAAAAUACACACUGCUCCCUGAACCAUUAUACGUUAUGGAUUUGUAUUUUGCUUGAGUAAAAGAUCAUGAAUAAAAUCAAUAUAACAUA
Molecule: messenger RNA, 2281 nt
Organism: Penaeus vannamei (Pacific white shrimp)
Lineage: Eukaryota; Metazoa; Arthropoda; Malacostraca; Decapoda; Penaeidae
Product: venom carboxylesterase-6
Source: RefSeq, a predicted model, not a curated record